This is a messenger RNA of Penicillium hordei, 2160 nucleotides long. RefSeq names its product MKT1 family protein. The record is from RefSeq and is a predicted model, not a curated record. Gene Ontology annotation, cellular component: nucleus. The coding region runs from base 1 to 2160 and encodes 719 amino acids. The transcript has 7 exons. Lineage: Eukaryota; Fungi; Ascomycota; Eurotiomycetes; Eurotiales; Aspergillaceae. Gene Ontology annotation, biological process: DNA recombination; mismatch repair; DNA double-strand break processing. Gene Ontology annotation, molecular function: 5'-3' DNA exonuclease activity; 5'-flap endonuclease activity.
AUGCCGAUCCGUCCUCUCGAUGAAUGGGUCAUUGGCCGCACUCAGUCCCUGCCUCUCUCAGCGUUAAAGGGCGCCGUUGUCGGCAUCGAUGCGUCCCACUACAUCAACCAACACCUCGUGAACCAGUCAACCCGAGAAGCGCUGCUAGGCGCACUAGGCGGAUUCCCGUUCGCCUUGAGGACUAACAUCGAGAAGGAAUUGCAGACUUUCAAGAACCUGGGAGUCGCUACCAUCUUCGUCUUCAAUGGAUUGGAUUUCGGCAAGAAAGAGCACCGCGCCCAGCCCGCAGCGUCGCGUUCAUUCGAACAAGCUUGGGACCUUUACGACCAGCAACAGGCAGACCAGGUGGUUGAUGCCUUCAGCAGUGCUGGCACCCCGCCCCCGGAGACCCUAUUCAAGUUCCUGCAACGGAUUUUGGCCCAGAACGGAGUGGAAUUCAUCGUAGCGCCAUACAGCGCUGCGGCUCAGCUCUCCUACCUCGCCCGUGGUAGCAAUCCUGUGGUCGACGCUGUUUUUGCCCCCUCAGAAGCCCUCUUGUUUGACCUUGACAAGCUGGUCACCCGUAUCGACACCGAGCCCGCGCAAUUCUUCUGGAUCACGAAGCAAACCUGCCAGGAGGAACUAGGUCGGCUUUCCAAUGAACAAUUCCUGGACUUCUGUUUACUACUGGGUUCCCCCUUCCUUCGUUCCCUCCCACUUUUCGAGAAUCCUGCUUACCCCGGCAAAAGCCCCACCAUUCGUGAUGCGUUGCCGAUGUUCAAUGCAGCUGGACGCAGUGCAUUGACACUUUGUGCCCAAUUUGAAGAGGAUCGCCGUAUGCAGGAGCUUCAAUACGCGGAUCUGUAUAAGCGAGCGUAUAUGAUUGUGAAGCACCAUGUCUACAUUGAUGUGGAAGGUCGAGUCGGUCCCAUGGAUCCAGAGAAUACCUCGUCGGAUAUGCAUGAGCUUAUUGGGCAGCGCCUGCCGGAGGAGCUGUACUUUUAUCUUUCUAAAGGUAUCAUUGGAGCUGAUGUACCCAACUUCCUCACAACUGGCGAAGUUCGCAUUUCGCUACCGCUGGGUACCGAAGACACCGAGAUUUACCGCCAGCUCGUGGGUGAAAUUUUGACACCUGUCCGCACUCAGUCUAUUUGCCUUCUAGCAAACUCACUUCAUCGAUUCUACCAAACGAAAGCCAUUCGGAUCCGCCCGUGGUUCGAUGAGGACUCGGAGCGGUCGGUCAACCUUAAGGGUAUCCCAUCAGUCAAGGACACCAUCCAUCCCUGGAAGAUCCACGGAGAACAAUUCCCCGAAAGUAUCAAGAAGCUCCAGGCGCCGCGUGGAUCCUUUAAGUUUGCCGUCCAGAGCUUAACCGACUCCGACUUUGUGUCCAAGUCAUUUGCCAAUAAAGAAACACCUGUCCUUUCAUCGCAGGAGGAUAUCUUAUCUAAUGUUAUGUGGCGCUUCUUGCAACUGCGUGGAUACGUGGACGACAAGCACAGGCUCACUCCGUGGGGCCAGUGUUUAGUCCAGGCAUUAUCAGCUAUCGAGCCUGCGGACAACCUCGAGGAAUCUAUAUUCAUUGCCAUUGAGAUGAUUCGUUUGGGCCUCCUCAACACCAAGAACUGGUUUUCACAUGUAUCCGGCGGUCCCAUGAGAGGGUCCGAAGACGACAAGACCUUCAAUAUGCUGGUUUCGCGUGUCGCAUGCGUUGCCAAGCUUCAGCACAAGAGCAUUGGAUAUUCUGGACCUCUCAGCCGUCAACUUCUUUGCUACCGCUCUUUGAUUUCCGAGGUGCGCUCUGCACUGAGGAAUCUGAUCGAGGUGGUACUGGCUGGUCUGCUGCUCAGUGGUGAUGCUGAUCGGGACCGCAACGACUGGACUGAGAUGGCUAUCAAGCUUCCCUUUAUUGAUGAUAACGACUGUGGACUUGGAAUUGCGGUUCGGACCUACCUCGACGACCUACCCCUACAGGCAAAUCCGACCUCGCCUGAGGCUCGAGCGGAUGUGAAGGCGAAGGGCAAGGAAUGGUUCCAACACAGCGAGAGCUUUAUUGGAAACUUGGAUUUGGCAUUCAAGCUGUGGGAUGCGGUUUACGCAGGCACACAGAGUACGGGCAAGGAGUUCAAGGAAGCAAAGCUCUGGGAAGAGGCAAACAAAUGGCUGGCAGAGAGACGAUGA